Aaosphaeria arxii CBS 175.79 is the source of this 1628-nucleotide messenger RNA. Its product is annotated as glycoside hydrolase family 76 protein. Bases 141 to 1493 code for a protein of 450 amino acids. NCBI's taxonomy places the organism in Eukaryota, Fungi, Ascomycota, Dothideomycetes, Pleosporales. Gene Ontology annotation, biological process: fungal-type cell wall biogenesis; carbohydrate catabolic process. The transcript has 3 exons. The record is from RefSeq and is a predicted model, not a curated record. Gene Ontology annotation, molecular function: mannan endo-1,6-alpha-mannosidase activity.
CCGUCACCGUCUGCCAGACACCAUUCGGAGCGCUGCGCGUUCAACCUCUACUUUGCCCAGGUGCUUGCGACCCCUAGAACAGUCGGAAGCGCGGAAGACUCGACUCCGAUUCCCAAUCGCACUGGAUACAUAAACACACAAUGAAGUUUACAUCAACGGCGCUCCUCGCGCUCGGUUUCCUGUCCGCUACUACAGGCGCCAUUGAGCUGAAUGUGGACGAUCCAGCUUCCAUCAAGAAGGGUGCAAAGAUCGUUGCUGCCGGUUUGAGGAAAUGGUACACUGGUGAUAAGCUGGGUGAUACGCCUGGCAACUUGCCCGAUCCAUACUACUGGUGGGAGGCUGGAGCCAUGUUCAAUGCCUUCGUCGACUACUGGUACUACACGGGCGACGACACAUACAAUGCCAUCACGAAGCAGGCCAUGAUCCACCAGAUCGGUGACUUCUCUGCCUUCAUGCCUCCCAAUCAGACCAAGACCCUCGGAAACGACGACCAGGCUUUCUGGGGCAUGGCUGCCAUGUCUGCCGCCGAGAACAAAUUUCCCGACCCCGAAGGCAACACUCCUUCAUGGCUCACACUGGCCCAGGCCGUCUUCAACACCCAGGCGGCAAGGUGGGAUAUGACUGCCUGCGGUGGUGGUUUGAAGUGGCAGAUCUUCACCUUCAACAACGGUUACAACUACAAGAACACCAUCUCCAACGGAUGCUUCUUCAAUAUCGCUGCACGCCUUGCCAAAUACACCGGAAACACCACCUACAGUGACUGGGCCGAGAAGACCUUUGAGUGGGAGAUGAACAUUGGCCUCAUCAGCCCCGACUACCAUUUCUUCGACGGUUCGGACGACAGGCUCAACUGUAGCAAAGUCAGCCACAUCCAAUGGACUUACAACGCUGGCGUGCACAUGGCCGGUGCUGCUGCCCUUUGGAACAUGACCCAGAGUGACAAGUGGAGGAACCAUCUGACCAACAUCAUCAACUCGACCGACAUCUUCUUCUCCAAAGACCAGGCUGAUGUCAUGUUCGAGGUGGCCUGCGAGAGGAACGGCAAGUGCGACGUUGACCAGCGCUCCUUCAAGGCCUAUCUCUGCCGCUGGAUGGGCUGGACCAUGCAGGUCGCCCCCUGGACCCGCGACAUGAUCAUGCCCAAGCUCAAGGUCUCCGCCGCCGCUGCCGCCGCCCAAUGCAACGCCGGAGAGGACCAAACCACCUGUGGUCUCCGCUGGUGGAAGAACGGCCAGAACGACGGUAGCUUCGGUGUCGGUGAGCAGAUGUCUGCCCUGGAAGUCAUGCAGAACCUACUCGUCGACGAGGUUCCUGGACCCGUCAGCAUGAAGACCGGUGGUACUUCCAAGAGCGAUCCCUCCGCCGGUGGAAACAGCAAGAACACCCCCAUCGUCUUCGACGACAUUACCACGGGCGAUAAGGCGGGAGCUGGUAUCCUCACCACCAUCGUCCUUGUUGGUAUUCUCGGCGGUGCCUGGUGGAUGGUGUCGUAAUCUUAAUAUCCUUUUUAUAUUACCCUCUACUGUCUAAGGUACUUUACUCGCAUUCAUGGGAAAUUUUUUAUAUAACUCUUUUCUUUUUUUGGGAGAUGGGCUAGGGGUGCAAAUGUGAGACUUUUUCUCUCCUUA